UUAUAAAAAAUUAUAAUUACUAAUUUCCACGACGUAGUCGGAAAGUAGUACUCCAAUUCCCACUAAUCAAUUUUGAACCUGAAUUUUCUGUUCGUUUCCAUGUAAAUUCAUGGAUUCAAACUCAAUUUCUCUUUCAUUUGGACCGUGAUUUAGUGUUUUAGAUACAAUUGUAUUAGAAAUGGCAGCUCUAGCUGCUACAAUUCCUCCGUGGAUCCCUGAAGACGACCUCUUAUUGAAGAACGCCGUUGAGGCAGGUGCUUCUUUGGAAGCACUUGCUAAAGGAGCGGUGAGAUUCUCGCGAAAAUUUACAGUCUCAGAAUUGCGUGAGAGGUGGUAUUCUCUCCUCUAUGACCCUGUUGUUUCAGAUGAAGCUUCUGCUCGCAUGUUGGAAUUUGAACUUUCUACCCCCAGUUCUAGGGUCAGUGUAGAGGUUUCUGCUAAGAGAAAGCGUGAAAGUGUUCGGCGAAUGUACUAUGCUAUGAAGAAGAAAACUAGUGCCCGACCUGGUAAAUCUACAAGUUUUUUUGAUGCACCAAAGGCUAGUUGUGGAGACAACAUGCCAUUUGAUAGUCCGGCACAAGGUGGAAGUUGCAUAUUUGGAGAACUUAAUCAAAACCAUUUUGGGUUUGUUGGGAAGGAAUGCUAUAAUGAACUCUGUUUGGAGGUUCCCUCUUUUGAGCAAGAUAAUGCAGGCAAAAAUAUUCCUAGCAAUGCGAGAGACAGAUUAGUUGACUUUCUGAGUGGUGACAGAGUUAAGGAAAUGGCAUUGGCACAUCCUUUGCCAGAAAGUAGUCCUUCAUUUCAUACCGAGGGACUUUCCUCUCCGCUAGCAAUAUGGGAAACGAUAGAGGACAUUUCUGCUCCUGCAAUGCCUAUUAGUGUAAGCAUUGAAGAUAAAGGUCAGCAAGAAGCAUUGAUGCAUCGUGAUGGUGUGGAAUUGGACAGUAAUAAAAUGAGUUUAUCAGGAAUGAAUGUUGUCCAUUCGGGGGCAAUGUUGCAAGAUAAACAUGAUGUUGAUGUACUUAAUAAUUCAAAUGCAAUCUCGGAAUGUGAUUAUGUGGACCUUUCAGAGUCACUUUUGAACUUUGCGAAUGAAGAUGAGCCAGUUUUAGUGGAUGCAGAUGGGAAAGACACUAUAGAUAAAUUUUGUUAUGAUGGCGCUUUGUUGAAUUCUCCUAAUGGAACUCAGGGUAGAGCACCAGAUGUUAAAGAAUCACAGACAAUAGUUUCAGAUAAAAGCCUUGGAAUUCCUGCCAAUGAAUGCCCUGAAGAAUUAGAGUCUAUUGCUGAGGGGUCACUUUCUAGUAAUGUUGAGCAGCAUGGUCAUUUGUGUUCAGAAAUCAAUUUACCAUCAUCCAUAUCAGCAGCAAAUACAUGGUCUGCAGAGAACUGUGAUGGAGAGAUGGAGUGUACAUUAAACAGUGAAGACACUGAAAUCCCUUCUAAUGAUGAUAUUUUUUUUCCUAGACAAUUUGCUUCGUCCUUGAUGAGAACAAAAUCUAAGGAGGCUUGUUUCCCAUCUUUUUCGUAUGCUAAACAAGAGCAAAGCUUGAUGAAGAAAGAAGCAAAUCCUGCACAAUCUCGAAUUGCUUCCCAGAUGACAAGGCUGGACAUGUUGCCAGUAACCAGCCCAGGUAGUCAACUCGUUGGCUGUGGAGUAAAAUGCGAAUCUCCUUAUGAUGUGGCCUCCAGACAGGCUAGCAAAGCUCCUGAAGACGCCAAUCAAUGCAGAACAGCCCAGGGUACUCUAGUUUCUGACCCAGUUGGAUUACUAAAGGCAGAGGCAUCAAAUGCAUGUAACGCCAUGGGUUUGCCAUUUUAUGCAAAACCAUGCUCCCCUAAACAAGUUACUUCAGUAGCAGAAGCUGAACCCGUAACGAUAGAUGAGGAAGAAUACGAGAGUGACAAUGAUAUUCCAUCCUAUUCUGAGAUAGAAGCCAUGAUACUUGAUAUGGACUUGUGCCCAGAUGAUACAGAUUCUUAUAUUGAUAGUGAAGUCUCAAGGUAUCAAAAUGAGGAUACCAGAAGGAUAAUUAUAAGAUUGGAACAGUGUGCUCAAUCAUCCAUACAAAGAGCCAUUGCAUCUCGGGGUGCACUUGCUGUCUUGUACGGGCGCCAUUUGAAGCAUUAUAUAAGGGAAACUGAGGUCAUACUUGGCAGAGCAACGGAUGAUAUGGAAGUUGAUAUUGACUUAAGAAGAGAAGGACCUGCCAACAAAAUAUCCAGACAGCAGGCACUCAUAAAAAUGGAAGCAGAUGGUUCCUUCUUCUUGAAGAAUCUGGGUAAGAUUCUUGUAUCUUUGAAUGGCAAAGAAGUUGCUACUGGACAGAGUAUGAGUCUUGGUUCAAAUAGUUUGAUUGAGAUUGGGGGAAUGGCAUUUGUGUUUGAAAUUAAUAGAAAAUCUGUGGGGCGGCACCUGGCAAAUGCCACCAAAAUCCGCAAACAAAACAAAUACCAAAUUUGAAUGGUCAUAAGGGAUUUCAUAAAUAGAGGAAAUCCGUCAACUGUUUCCUUUAUCUCCUAUGUUAACCAUCUUAGAUGAACAAAAAUCAGUGUUGUUAGUAGUGUACGCUUGAGUUGGAUGCACACUGUCGAACUGUAUAUGUAUAUAUAUAUAAAUAUAAUACAGAACUUCUCAUUUCUUAGACA
Molecule: messenger RNA, 2649 nt
Organism: Hevea brasiliensis (rubber tree)
Lineage: Eukaryota; Viridiplantae; Streptophyta; Magnoliopsida; Malpighiales; Euphorbiaceae
Exons: 7
Coding region: 179-2464 (761 amino acids)
Biological process (GO): positive regulation of transcription by RNA polymerase II
Cellular component (GO): MLL1 complex; NSL complex; Ino80 complex
Molecular function (GO): protein binding; G-quadruplex RNA binding
Source: RefSeq, a predicted model, not a curated record